Messenger RNA from Sinocyclocheilus rhinocerous, 506 nucleotides. RefSeq names its product synaptojanin-1-like. The transcript is spliced from 2 exons. The record is from RefSeq and is a predicted model, not a curated record. Gene Ontology annotation, biological process: phosphatidylinositol dephosphorylation. The annotation marks the transcript as partial. Lineage: Eukaryota; Metazoa; Chordata; Actinopteri; Cypriniformes; Cyprinidae. Gene Ontology annotation, molecular function: phosphatidylinositol-4-phosphate phosphatase activity. Gene Ontology annotation, cellular component: endoplasmic reticulum.
CUCUCUUCUUCCAUAGGGGAUUCUAUGCUGCACAGCCUGGUGGUCGUAACAGGCUGCAGUUCAGUGGGAAAAGUCCAGGAUUCAGAAGUUUUCCGAGUAACAGGCACUGACUUUGUCUCUCUGAAAAAUGACCCCUCGGAUGAGGACCGCAUUGCUGAUGUCAGGAAAGUCUUAAACUCUGGUAACUUCUAUUUUGCCUGGUCCUCCACCGGAGUGAGUCUGGACCUCAGCUUGAACGCGCACCGCAGAAUCAGAGAAGACAUAUCUGACAAUCGUUUUUUCUGGAAUCAGUCCCUCCAUCUCCAUCUCAAGCAUUAUGGGGUGAACUGUGAUGACUGGCUGCUGAGAUUGAUGUGUGGCGGAGUGGAGAUCCGCACCAUCUAUGCUGGCCACAAGCAGGCCAAAGCUUGCGUGAUCUCUCGGCUCAGCUCGGAGAGAGCAGGCACACGUUUUAAUGUCCGAGGCACAAAUGACGAUGGCCAGGUGGCCAACUUUGUGGAGACUGA